Messenger RNA from Talpa occidentalis (Iberian mole), 866 nucleotides. RefSeq names its product CD63 molecule (gene CD63). NCBI's taxonomy places the organism in Eukaryota, Metazoa, Chordata, Mammalia, Eulipotyphla, Talpidae. The record is from RefSeq and is a predicted model, not a curated record. Gene Ontology annotation, cellular component: membrane. The transcript has 7 exons. Bases 1 to 759 code for a protein of 252 amino acids.
AUGUGUAAAAAGUCCACCCGGGCGCAUCUGCUGCUCCCUCGUGGGGGGCCCGUGGGGGGCCCGUGGGGGGCCGUGGGGGGCCGGGCCAACCCCGACCUGUGCCCCCAGGCCUGCGCCGUGGCGCUCAUCACCGUGGGAGUAGCGGCCCAGCUCUUCCUGAACCAGAUGGUCAGGGAGGGCGCCACCUCGGGCUCCCUGGUGCCUGUGGUCAUCAUCGCCGUGGGCGCCUUCCUCUUCCUGGUGGCCUUUGUGGGCUGCUGUGGGGCCUGCAAAGAGAACUACUGCCUCAUGAUGACGUUCGCCAUCUUCCUGUCGCUCAUCAUGCUGGUGGAGGUGGCGGCCGGCAUUGCUGGUUACGUGUUCAAGAACAAGGUGAUGUCGGAGUUUAGUAAGAACUUCCGGGAGAAGAUGCAGGAUUAUCCCAAGAACAAUCACACAGCUGAGUUCCUGGACCGGUUGCAGCAAAAAUUCCAGUGCUGUGGGGCCGAUAACUACACGGACUGGGUGAGCAUCCCGUCCAUGGGCAGGGACCACGUGCCCGACUCCUGCUGCCGGAAUUCUACCCCGCACUGUGGGGAGAAGUUCAAGGUGGAGGACAUCUAUAGGGAGGGCUGUGUGGAGAAGGUUGGGGUCUGGCUGAGGGAAAAUGUGCCGGUGGUGACUGGCGUGGCCUUGGGCAUUGCCGCCGUGGAGGCCCUGGGGGUUGUCCUGGCUUGCUGCCUCGUGAAGAGUAUUCGAAGUGGCUAUGAGGUGAUGUAGGGGGUCUUGUCUCCUCAGCCCCCUCAUCUCGGGGACUGGCGUUCCAGUUUUUCAAUUAAACAGAUUAUUUUUUCAGACUGAAAAGAGUCUCCGUGUGUCUUGAAGAG